Menidia menidia (Atlantic silverside) is the source of this 2937-nucleotide messenger RNA. Lineage: Eukaryota; Metazoa; Chordata; Actinopteri; Atheriniformes; Atherinopsidae. The record is from the annotation of a GenBank genome assembly.
AUGACGGCUGACAAUGAAAUGGACAUCAAGGAGGCAUUCCAGCGAGCACAGAGGGGCCACAACAACAAGGCUAAGCUAGUGGCGAGCCUCAAAAGUCGCUACAACAAGCUUGAGGACAAGACACUGUUCCAUGAGGAGUUUGUCCACUACCUAAAGUACGCAAUGAUCGUCUACAAACGCGAACCCAGCGUUGAGAAUGUCAUCGAGUUUGCUGCAAAGUUUGCCUCAAGUUUCCAGCCUCCACCCAAAACAGAAGAAGAGGAGCAACAAGAGGAGGAGGAGGAGGAAGCUGAAGAUGAAGAUGAUCACCCCUUUCUGAGUUUCAUCUUCAACUUCCUGUUAGAGUCUCACAAAGCAAACAGUCAUGCGGUGCGCUUCCGAGUGUGUCAGCUGAUCAACAAGUUGCUGGGCAGCAUGGCGGAGAAUGCCCAGAUCGACGACGAUCUCUUUGACCGCAUCCACCAAGCCAUGCUGGUGCGCGUCACUGACAAAUUCCCCAACGUGAGGAUUCAGGCUGCUUUGGCCAUGACUCGCCUUCAGCAGCCAAAGGAUCCCGACUGCCCCACCAUCAAUGCAUACUUGUUGAUUCUGGACAAUGAUGCCAACGCUGAGGUGCGACGGGCUGUUCUGUCCUGCAUAGCGAUGUCCCCGAGAACCCUCCCUAAAGUCCUCAAACGCACUCGGGACAUCAAGGAGAACGUCCGCAAGUUAGCCUACCAGGUUCUUGCUGAAAAAGUUCACAUUAAAGCUCUAACUAUCGCUCAGAGAGUCAGCCUGCUUCAGCAGGGUCUCCAGGACACCUCAGAGGCUGUGAGAGAGUUGGUUUGCAGUCGUCUCCUGCCGGCGUGGCUGCUUCGGCUGGAUGGAAACGUCAUCGAGCUGCUCCACCGUCUGGAUGUGGAGAACUGUGCAGAAACAGCAAUGGAUACGCUGAAGGCCAUUUUCAAAAGGACGCCUGCCGAGGAGCUGCCGCAGAACAGAGAACAGUUCGGCGACAGGAAGCUAAUCUCGUUGGACUCCCUGACCUGUGAAAAUGUGCUGUAUUGGAGGGCUCUUUGUGAGUUCUUUAAGGCUAAAGGAGAUGAGGGUGAUGAAAUGCUGGAGCAGGUGUUGCCGGAUGCUGCCACAUACGCUGAGUACCUCUGUAGUGUUCACGGCGAGGAACAGAGGGCCGACUUCAACCAGCUGGAGAUCGUAAUGACCAAAGAGUAUAUCUCGCAGCAGCUCAUCCACCUCAUCCACUGCCUUGAUACAAACGAAGAGGGCGGCAGAAAGCGCGUGCUGGCUGUUCUCCAGGAGAUGUUGGUGCUCCCGCAGACCCCGUCCUCUCUGGUGUCCCUGCUCACGGAGAAGCUCCUCCUCCUCAUUCCCGACGACCACAGGCGCAUCCAAACGGCACGUGACGUGGCCGAAAUCAUCUCGGAUGUGAGGGAACCCAUCAUGGAGGUGGCUCAGCCAGUGGAUGAGAGCGCCAGCCGGCGCCAGCAGGUCCAGUGGAAGCACAGUUGGCCUCAAGUGUCUCCCUCUCCUCCCACAAAGCUCGCAGAGGUGAAGGUGCGCAUCAUGGAGGCUAAGCAAACCCUGGAGGACUGCAUCGUGGCGCAGGAUUUCAGCCAAGCAGCAGAGCUGAAGAGCUCCAUCACGGACCUGGAGGCCCGCCGGAACCAAAUCAUCCAGGAGAUGGCAGAGAGCAAUCAGCCAGCAGACAAGGAGGUCCGCUCCGAGAAGAGUGACCCAGAGACUCUCUUGAGGUGUCUGACAAUGUGCGCCGAGCUGCUGAAGCAGAUGAACAUCAAGACUCGAAUCGGUCCCACCAUAAGCGGCUUAAUGUCCUCGCUGAUUCUUCCCAGCAUUGCCAACUCCCAGCCAGCCGUGCGCAACAUGGCCGUGGUGUGUCUGGGAACAUGCACCCUGCACAGCAAGGAGCUGGCCAUAACCCACAUGGUGCUGCUGCUGCAGAUCGCCCAGCUGGAUGAGGUGAAGAUCCGGAUCAGCGCUCUGCGGGCCGUCGUGGACCUGUUGCUGCUCUUUGGCUUCCAGCUCCUGUCUGACAGCACGUCCACUCAGACGGCCAAUCCCAGCCCGUCGGCCGAGAAGCAGGACGCGGCUCCGGCCGAGGGCAAGCCGGAGGACACCGCGCAGAGCGUCCUGCUGAUGCUGUCCGAGUUCCUGGACAGCGAGGUGUCGGAUCUGCGGACGGAGGCGGCGGAGGGCCUGGCCAGACUCAUGUACACGGGCCGCAUCUCCAGCGCCAAAAUGCUGUCGCGCCUGAUCCUGCUGUGGUACAACCCCGUCACCGAGGACGACACGCGCCUGCGCCACUGCCUCGGCGUCUUCUUCCAGCUCUACGCCCGCGAGAGCAGAGCCCACCAGGAGGUCGUGGAGGAGAGCUUCCUGCCAACAAUCCGGACGCUGGUGAACGCCCCGGCCACCUCCCCCCUGGCCGAGGUGGACAUCGGUAACGUGGUGGAGCUCAUCGUGGAGCUGACCCGCCAGAGCGCACUCAUCAGACCCCCCUCCAACACCGAGGUGGUGAAGGAUCGAAUCUGCCUCCGUUCUCUGGAGAAGAUGAUGCACCAGCUGGUGGAUUCUAAAGAGCAGGCUGAGCUGCACAGCGCCCUCCAGCCUCUGGACGUCAACGCAGACGAGGCUGCCACGGACGAUCCAUCAAAAUCUGCCAAGAGACCCAAAAGAGAGCAGCGGAGUCAGCACUGGGAGGUGACCAGAGUGUUUGUUUGCUCAGGUCAGAGAAAAGCGGCAACCGGCAAAGCGGGCAGAAAACUAAGCAGGAGGGCGGAGUCAUCAGAGGAGAGCGAUGGGGAAAACGUGCCCGAGUCGGUUCCCGCCGUGCGUCCAUCACGGAGGGCUAAGACAGCGGCACUGGAGAAGACCAAACUGGACCUCAACACCCUCAUCGAUCAGGAAGCCAACGUGUGA